AUGCAAUUACAUUUCAAAUUUUACGAAACAAUUCGCCACACUUUCCAACACCAACCUGAAGGACCAGCGGACUGUUUUUUAGUCACUGGUAAUAACAACCGACAGAAAGCCACAGUUGAGCACACUGUGCAUAACUAUGGCAAGGACUGGGAGCUGGUGAGCACAGCACUACAAAUGAUAUCUAGGACGUUCUUGAGGGAUGAAAAUCUUCAGGAUCUAUCAAGACAAAGUUGCUCACUUCAAUAUAAUUACUUGAUUGCCUCAACAAGACAAAAAUAUCCUAAUGAAUUGGAUGAAGCCAAGCUUCUCAAGCUAGCGAUGGACUACUACACGACACAAAGGCGCGAGAAACUACAUGCGGCUCGGCUGGAGCUAUUGAAACGAAUCAAAAUUGCGGAGGAUGAUUCCGAAAAACUUCGGGAGGGCCGUUAUUCGGAGAUUCCCGUGUCGCGUUUAACCAUCUACCGCAAACGUUGCAGAGCUUUUGGAAUCACUGAUGUGAUUGGGCAGAAGUUGGGUUUGGAACCCCUCUCACCGGGUACAGAAGCAGAGAACCAGGCAAUUAGGGACAGCCUGGCUGUACCCGAGUUAUUCAAUGCUGGAAUUGGAGAGGAAGUGACGGAUACUCAUGGGGGCACAUGGUAUCCGCUGCGGGCCGGCAUUCGCGAAGUCUUUUCCGAAACGGAAAAACGAACCAUGAAUGCUUCUAUGAGUGAAUUCCUUCGUGCACAAGCUAUCCUCUCACGUCAGAUCGGGACGGAAGUUCCGGACGAUGAAGCGUCCAGUAUAGAUACAUCAUCCUCUGUGAAAACCCACCCGGACGUUCACGAGAUUCAGCCAACUCUCCACUCCAGCGAGACCCCGCUGUGUCGUUGCACCCGUUCCCGAAGGCUUUCAAAGGACAGUCUGCAAGGCAUCGGUUCUGAUCCUGCCGCAUCUCCGAAUUUGCAAACCGAUCCACUAAGCCCAUCUGGGUCAGCCGUGAUCAGUGGCACCGACAAUGUUGCCUCACCACCGGUCACUCAGAGUUUGAACUCCAGUCCUGGUGUAAGUGGCGUUGAAGUAGGUUCUCCGGCAAGUGGUCGAAAAUCGCUUCGCAAAGGGGCUCGUAGGGAGCCCAAGUCUGGAUCGGUGUCAGUGCAAAGAGUCCAGAUAGCUGAUUCAGAGCCUGCUCUUAGUCCUUUGGCGUCCGACUGCGGUCAGCUGGACGAGCUUCCUACUGCAGCUACCUCAGCCCUCACUCUUGCUCGCCGUUGGCGUCGAAGUCUGCUGUCUGCGUUCUUCACCAUUUGCAGUCACCGCCAUGCAUAUGUGUUCAUGCAGCCGGUCACGGAGGACAUUGCUCCAGGUUAUGGCUCUGUUGUCUACGAACCGGUGGAUCUGACUUCCAUACGUCGCCGGAUCGAAUCGACGCUAAGCAGCCUGAACAGCUCACAACCAUCAAGCAGCCCAACACAAAUCCUCAUCGAUGCGGCGACCAGGUUUAUUCGAGAUCUGAUGCUGAUGUUUGUGAAUGCCCGAAUGUAUAAUAGCCAGAAUCACGAAGUUCACCAAAUGGCCGGUGAUAUGUUCAAUGAUACAAUGGUUGAGCUUCAGCCCCUCUGGUCCGUUCUUGUGGAGGAUAUACCCGACUUCCCAUCUCUACCGGAGCCAACAAAGCCAGCAGUGAGUCAAAGCACUACAGGCCGUGCAUCUCUUCGGAAGUCUGUAACCAAAGCUACAAUGGGAUCUAUGCCAUCCCCAUCGACUUCUCAGAAUCCUCCACGUACUCCUGAUCCAGUAGUGACAAAGACACCCUCUUCUACCCGUCCAAACAAGCGGUUCCAUCCAGAGACUCCCUCUCCUACGUCGCCCCUUCGAAAACGCCACCAGUCAUCCGGAAGUGAUGCCUCCGGAGCCCUCGAUCUCAUGACUUUGCGACUCAAAGCUCUGACUUCAAUUGAUGUAACGAAAGACGAACGUGAUGGCAAAGUUCGUGAUGUCUGCCGCAACGCCAUCUGGAGUCUGUCAUCAUGCAAACCUGGCCAUGGGAUUGAUCAGUUGUUAGAUGAAUCAACAGAUACCUUUUGGCAAUCAGACGGUCCACAACCACAUUGCGUAAACAUACAGUUUCCGCAAAAAACCACUCUCACUCGUCUGUGCCUCUACACAGACUACAAAGCAGACGAAAGCUACACACCUAGCAGAUUGGCUGUCCGUAUAGGCAACACUGUCCACGACUUAAUUGAGCUCGUCGAAAUUGAACUGCAAGAACCCACGGGCUGGUCGGUUCUACCGCUCACCUGGCCGGACGGGUCACCGGUUCGGACGUUCUUGUUGCAGAUUGCCGUGUUAACCAAUCACCAGAAUGGAAGAGAUACACAUCUCCGCGCCAUUCGCCUACAUAGUCCGAUUCAACACCGAGGCGUUGAUGUAUUAUGUCCAUUUGAAGGUCAAGAAUCACGAAUGUUUUCUAUCCGAUAGUGACGUGUUGUUUCGCUCGAAACUGCCGAUUACUUCCUGUACAUAACUGUAUAUAAAAGUUGAUUUUUUACUGUUUCAGUGAUGAUCGCGGUGUCAAGACUUUGGCUGUUUCGUUAGUGCUGUUCUUUCUUCAAAUACAAAUUGAAUAUGAUGACCAAGUUUCAUAGGUUUUGGCUGUUGUUGUAUUCCUUAGUUGCCAUAUGUGUAGCGUAAUUCUCUGAAUUUCGUUGUGGUG
Molecule: messenger RNA, 2698 nt
Organism: Opisthorchis viverrini
Lineage: Eukaryota; Metazoa; Platyhelminthes; Trematoda; Opisthorchiida; Opisthorchiidae
Exons: 15
Coding region: 1-2463 (820 amino acids)
Biological process (GO): anaphase-promoting complex-dependent catabolic process; protein K11-linked ubiquitination
Cellular component (GO): anaphase-promoting complex
Molecular function (GO): protein binding
Source: RefSeq, a predicted model, not a curated record